ACGUACAAAAUUAUAUUGAUGAUAUAAAAUCAAAAUUAAAUUUACAAGAAAAAGUUAUUCUUCAGGAUGCAUUCGAUGAAUCUUUUUGGAAACUUCAUCAACCAAUUAUCGAUAUAGCACAAAGUGUGUAUAUUUAUAUUGAUUCUCAAACAUUUAAGAAUGUACUCGAAAAGCUUUCAAAAUCACGUGGUGUGACUUUGACAGUAGAAUUAGUCGCUACAAAAUUUAUGCGUGAAGCUUAUAUUAAAUACAAUAGAUUACGAGCAGAGUACAGAGAUUGGAUGACGCUCGAUUGCACCAGGAUUAGUACGUUUUGGAAAGGUGUUAAAGAUAUAGAUUAUGAGCUUGAAUUAAUGUCAAGGGGAAUGAAAUGGUAUCCAAAAGAUGACUUGAAAAAAGCAAUCAUAGAGUGUUGGGUGGCAAAUGUUCGUAACAAACUUAAGGAGCCUUUGACACUCAUUGAAUUAUACAAGGCUAUUAAUGAAAUAAACAGAUCACUUACUGAUUUUGAUGCCAACUGUUGGAAAAUAAUAAAAUCAUUAUCUUUUGCUGGAGAUUUUCUCACCUGGCUAUAUACAGUAGGUGAAGUUGAUCUAAGAAAUUUAAUGAAUACCGUAGACGAAUCUGAAGAUCGUGAAGUCCAAGAAAAUACAAUUACUUCAUUAAUUGAAGUCAAACAAUUUUUAAUGCCUUUAAUGAAUAGUAUAAGACAAUUUUAUAAAGAAGGCAAAUCAACCCAUACCAUCAUUUUUAAAUUUCUUGAUCAUAUACGGGAUAUUGCCUCAAAAAAUCCUUCUUUGUCUCAGAAAAUUUCUCAAUGUUGUUUAAGCAAUCUCGCUAUUCAGCAUGUAUACUUUACUAUUUUAAAUAGAGGAGAGGCGAUAAAGAUGCGCAUCAGGGAUGCUGCGACGAUAGGUGAAUACAAAUUUUUCCAUGAUGAAAAUCAUGAUAAAUGUGUCGUAGAAUUAUCUUAUGAAAAACCUUACGAAGAUACUGGUAGAACGAAAACAACAAUUCAUGAUCUUUCUAGUCUACAAGAUUUGCAAGGUCAGGCUCUUUUGAUCGCAAAACAGGCAUCAUUUGCCUAUGUCAUUUGCAUAUCAACCGAAAACGAGAAUAACUUAGAACAGGGCGCCAUUGAACUGAUGAACUUUGUUCAGCAAGUAGAUACUGUACAUCAGAUUAUUAAAUAUGCAUCUCAAUUAAUGGAACUGGGUCAUUUUUCCUAUAGAGAAUGGGAAUUGAAGGUUCAUGCCACAGAGGAUAUGGAAUUACAUCUUAAAAAGCUCGACAAUGACUUGCAAGAUUGGGAGAAUAAUAUGAAACGAGCUCAGGAAAGACAUUAUUAUUUAACUUUCUAUACUGCAAGGCAUAUCCUGGCAUUUUAUGAUUAUUUCAGCUGCAGAGAUGAAGUUGAUCCUAAAAAUCGUGAGACAUGUAAAACACUGCUUCGGAUAGUCAGUAAGAAUGCAAUAUUACCUCCAAACGAAGGUGACAUAAAAGUCGAUUAUAUAACAGCAAAUUUCUAUGAAGUUCUCUGUGAAAUUGGUAUAAAAUUACACAACAUUUUCGCACAAGCACAAAAAACUCCUCGGAAAAUUAAUGCAAACAUUGAACUGAAUGUUUCUGAUAUAGUUCGUCCGGGUAAUUUAUUUGUUGCUGCGUGUAACAAAAGCUAUCAAGUACCAAACAUAAUUCUAUCUCUUUAUGCGAAUCAUGGUACAUACCCAGAACCAUGGCAAUUAUUAAUGUGUAGGACAUCUACAACUGCUGAUGAACUUUCACUUUUUAUUAAGCGAUGUUUCAAUGCUACAAACCAUGGAUAUGGAAAACGGUUAUUUUGUAUCUCAGGUUUAGAGUUUCUUGAAAUCGAAUUGCAAUACAAGUUAGCCAAUGAUAUUCGUAAUCUUAAAGAAUCUGAUAUCAAUUAUCAUUUGGCUUUGAUCUGUUGUCAAGAAAGUGGCAUUAGUAAUCAUAUUCUUGAUCAGUUUUCAGAAUAUGUAUGCAACACGAACGGUCUUAACACAAAUUCCAUGAAAAAUAUGUACAAGGAACUUUGCCCAAACGUGUUUUGUAUUUCCUCCGAUUCAUCCGGCCAAGGAAAGACUGAAUAUAUAAAAAGCACUAGCUUAAAAUCCAAAUUUAUUGCAAAAAGUGUUUUAAUAAGUGAUAAUAUAAACUUUGAUGGACUAGUUAGCAAGUUGAACGAGUAUAAACUCAGAUCUUUGGAUUGUUUACAUUUGAACAUUGUGUCGAUUAAUAAUUCCAGUGAUAUAAAUGUCUUUCUUUUUGAGCUCUUGACACUUGGAAUGGUUACAAAUAAAGUAGAUAUUAUUUGUCUUCCGAAGCAACAUGUAUAUAUUGAAUUGGCAUCUACCACUACUCAAAAUUUAUUUAACUCUAUCCCAAUCGUACAAUAUCUUAAAAAUAUGCACUUGAAAUGGGACAUUAAUAAUCUUAAUGUAUCGAAAGAAAUAUCAAGUCAAAUUCAAAUUGUAUCACAUUAUUUAGAUGUAUACGACCGUAAAGAACUUAAUGAAAAGGAUAUUAUACUAAUGGGAAACAAUGCUAUAAAAAAGCCUUUAAGUCCAGGGCGGUGUCGUGAGUUAAUACAAAAAUAUUUUUUGGACGACAACGAAGCAAAUCUUUCAUCAUAUCGAUUUAUAGAAAUAUUUCUGAAUGUAUUUGCAGACCAAUUGAGUCGCAUGUCAUUAAGUUUAUUUUUUAGUGUGGAAAACCUUAAACUGAUGGUAAAAGAUAAAGAUAUUCGAACAACUUUAGUGAAAACUUUAUUAGAAGUCUCUAAGGAAUUUGCAACUCGAUCAAUCGCUACAAGAUCUGCUCAAAUUAAAUCAACACAUUUUAUAAGAGAUCAACUCGAGACCAUUGUACAAUGGGAUACUUCAAAUCAUCUUGUAGUAUUCUUCCUUUCACAAACACCAGAUUCUAUUUGCGCUCUUUAUCGUGAUCGAACAAAAGUUCCUGGUGAUGUGAAGCGUUUAUUGGUGAGCCAAGAAACUAGUCAUUACGAAGGCAUGGAUCCAUUUUCAAGAGCAAAUCCACAGGCUUGGGAACUUGAAAACUAUAAUACCAUGUCAUCGGAAGCUUUAUUAGAAAGAUUGGAACGUAUAGCAAGAGAAUCAAUGAAUGAAAUAGAACUUCCUAAAUAUGCAUUAUCGUCAAACAAUAUCGUGAAAAUGGCCCUUAUUCUGCUGAGAGCUCGAGCAAAUAUUCCAGUGGUCAUCUGUGGUGAAGCAGGUUGUGGAAAGACAAGUUUAAUUAGUUUCUUAGCAAAAAUUGUAAAAGCCAAAUUUGAAGUACUUCCUCUUCAUGCUGGUGUACUUGAAGACCAAAUUAUUGAUUUCAUGGGAAAAGGUGCUCAGCAUGCCAAGAACGAUCCAACAUGGUUAUUCUUUGAUGAGAUUAAUACUUGCAACCAUAUUGGUCUUCUUGCUGAUCUCAUCGCUCAUAGAACGUUAUUAGGCAAACCGAUACAUCAUAACAUUCGUUUGUUUGCAGCAUGUAAUCCUUAUCGACUCCGCAAAAAAAAUUUAACUAACGUAGGUUUGGAAAAACAAUACCACGAACAUAGUAGAUUAGUCUAUCAAGUACAUCCGUUACCUGACCAAAUUUUGGAUUAUGUAUGGGAUUAUGGCGUCCUCAAACCUGAAGAAGAGAGGAUGUACAUUAAAAUGAUGAUAGAGGAUCGACUUGGGUCAUAUCCAGUAUUUUUGGAUCUACUUUGCGCAUCGCAACAUUUCAUACGUACGGUUGAAGAAUCAUAUACAGUUAGUUUACGUGAUGUCAAGAGAGCAAUAAAAUUAGUUUUAUGGUUCCACAAAAGCCUGAAAGGACGACCACCAGCUACGCGUCCGCGUGGUGUUUCGUUUCUCACAAUCAAGCAGAAGAACUAUCCACCAACUGACCCCAAAAAAUUAAGGUGUUAUUGCUUUAUUUUAUCACUUGGACUUUGCUAUCAAUCGAGAUUAUAUGAUAAAGAUUUACGAAAAAAAUAUCAAGAGAGUAUGGCACAGAUUUUUAAGAAACGUAAUGAGAAUAUUACUGCUACAGAUUUUGAACAAAUAAUUCGUAAAGAACAAGAGGAUAUUAUGCAAAGAAUGUUACGUCCACCAUCGACAGCUGAUAAUGAUGCUCUUUUGGAGAAUGUUCUCGCGAUGAUUGUUUGCAUAUUAAAUAAAAUCCCUGUUUUCAUUAUUGGAUCACCUGGAAGCUCAAAAUCAUUAGCUGUACGACUUAUUAGUUCAAAUCUUCGGGGAGCAGAUUCAGAUGAUGAAUAUUUUCGAACAUUGCCACAAGUUUUUUUCGUACCACAUCAAGGUUCUGCAUCAUCAACUUCAGAUGGUAUCCUUAAAGUUUUUAAGAAAGCAGAAAAUGUUCAAGAAAAUCAUUCAGAAGGAUUCUCUGUGCAAGCAGUUGUCCUUCUUGACGAAGUUGGUCUAGCUGAAACUAGCCCAUUCAAUCCCUUAAAAGUUCUCCAUUCACUUUUAGAACCAAGUUAUCCAAAGGACACACCAACAGUAUCAGUUGUUGGUAUUAGUAAUUGGCGUUUAGACAACAGCAAAUCAAGUAGAGCGUUGCUCGUGCAAAGGCCAAAAUUUAGCCUUGAUGAUCUUACAUCAACAGCUUCUAUGCUUUUAGGUGAAAAAACUAAAAGUGGAAUUUCUGACUUUAAACUCAAGCAACUUGCCGAAGCUUAUCUUAAUUAUGAGCAAAAUCAAGAUGUUAAAAAUUUUCAUGGUCUUCGCGAUUAUUACGCAUUGGUGAAAUGUUUGAGUAAUAAUGAAGUGACAAUAGGUAUAUUUACAGGCGGAGGAAUCCCUAUAUCAGUAGACGGACCAGUACGGAAAGCAUUUAAUUUUGGUUAUACUCUUGUUACAUUAUUAGAUUUAUAG
Molecule: messenger RNA, 4913 nt
Organism: Dentiscutata erythropus
Lineage: Eukaryota; Fungi; Glomeromycota; Glomeromycetes; Diversisporales; Gigasporaceae
Source: the annotation of a GenBank genome assembly